ACGUGAAGUUGUAUAGUUCACCAACUCUUCCUCUGUUAGUAUCCCCUAUCUACCUGCAUAUAUACAUAUAAUAUAUAUCAUAUUCAAGAAGAAGAAAAAUAACAAAGGUUAGAACAAGAAAAAAAAAAUGAAAGAAAUUGAAGCUAGAAGUGAAGACAUGGACCACGAAAAACCCACAGUUUGUGUUCUUGAUGCAUCAACUUAUGUGGGAUUUUGGAUUCUUAAAGGAUUGUUAUCUAAAGGGUAUACAGUUCAUGCAGCUAUCCAAAAGAAUGUGGGUUUUUGGUUUGAUGCAGGAGAGACAGAGAUAGUGAAGAAAAUAAGGGAUAUGGAGACGAUAGAGGAGAGACUAAUGGUGUCUACUGUGGAUGUCUUGGAUUAUCAUAGCAUUCUUGAAGCAUUAAAGGGCUGUUGUGCUUUGUUCUGCUGUUUAGAUUGCCAAGAUGGGUAUGAUGAUAAAAUGGUGGAUUUGGAGGUGAGAGGAGCAAUCAAUGUGGUAGAGGCAUGCGCACAAACAGAGACUAUAGAGAAGAUUGUGUUCAAUUCUUCUCUAACUGCAGCAAUAUGGAGAGAGAAUAUUUGCUCAGAAAAGGAUGUAGAUGAAAGGUCAUGGAGUGAUAAAGAAUUCUGCAGGAAAAAGAAGUUAUGGUAUGCACUAGUAAAGACACUCUCAGAGCAAGCUGCUUGGGCUCUAGCCAUGGACCGAAUGCUUAACAUGGUGUCUAUAAAUGCCGGGCUAGUUCUUGGACCUGCCAUUGCUCAAAAGAAUCCCCGAGUGACAAUGUCGUAUCUUCAAGGGGCAGCGCAGAUGUAUGAAAACGGAGUCCUAGCAAUAGUUGAUGUGAACUUUCUAGCAGAUGUUAAUAUUCGUGCUUUUGAGGAUCGGUCCACAUGUGGGAGAUACUUUUGCUUCAAUAAAAUUGUGAAUUCUGAACAAGAAGCUGUGAAACUUGCAGAAAGCUUGAGUCCUUUGAUCUCCUUACCACCUAGGUAUGAAUGCCAAGGAAGGGAAGUGUAUGCUGAGAAAUUAAGGAACAAGAAAUUAAACAAGCUGGUUGAAGGCACUGUCUAUUAGCAUCAGCCAUGCCAUAUUACGUGCAUUUUCUUUUUCUUUUUUUUUCUUUUUUGUUUCUUUGCUAUUUGUUAUGUAUGCAAAUAUCAUUAAUGAUCUUAAGGCUUGGUAAUUGUAACAUCUCAGGUUGAGACCCGACCCUUAUUCAUAUAAAGAUGGUUGUAUUAAAAAGGUUUUCUAUCAAAAAUUGGACUUAGCUUGGAAA
Messenger RNA from Camellia sinensis, 1277 nucleotides. Lineage: Eukaryota; Viridiplantae; Streptophyta; Magnoliopsida; Ericales; Theaceae. The record is from RefSeq and is a predicted model, not a curated record.